This is a messenger RNA of Hibiscus syriacus, 1209 nucleotides long. RefSeq lists its product as uncharacterized. The transcript has 3 exons. Lineage: Eukaryota; Viridiplantae; Streptophyta; Magnoliopsida; Malvales; Malvaceae. The coding region runs from base 682 to 990 and encodes 102 amino acids. The record is from RefSeq and is a predicted model, not a curated record.
CUAGACUGUUAUCUCUUUUUCUGUAUUGUUUCUUUCAAUUCUAUCUUGCCAAUGCUCUUUCAUUUAUGCUUGUUUUAUUUAGGUUCAGUACACUCAGCUUUUUCUUUGUGCUAUUUUCUAGAUUAAACGUUGUGUGCCAUUUUAUCAGAUAUUACAGAUUGCAGCUAUUGGUAUAGUGUAGUGAACAUUGAUUUCAUUGAAAGAUUAGUAUAAGUCUUUGUUUAGCUAAAAGAAAUUUGGGGAUUAUAGUCCUUUGCAGGAUUUUUCCAUUGUUUAUGUUUAAAAAAUCCUGUAGUGGCUCUUGGGAUUUAAGUUUAUUGGUUUGAACCUAAUUAUUAAUUGACGUGCUUAUUCAAAAGGGUUCAGGUUAAAACUGAGCUUUAUGCUUGUGGUGUAUCUGACCUUGUCCUUGGGCAAAUCAAGGCUGGAACAGGCUUUAGAGUUGGUAAUCUCCCUGUUAGGUACCUUGGUGUACCCUUGGUUACCAGGAAGCUUACUAGUAAAGAUUGUACUGCUUUGGUAACUAAAAUUAAGGAAAAAUUGAGUAAAUGGGCCAAUAAGAGGCUGAGCUUUGGGGGUAGAUUGCAACUCAUUAAAUCUGUUCUAUUUAGUAUUUUUAGCUAUUGGAGUAGACAUCUUAUCUUGCCUAAGGGAGUCAUAAGGGAUGUUGAGAAAUUGUGCAUGAGGUUCUUUUUGAAAGGGAGUGAUUCCUCAGCUAGAGGGGCUCGGGUGAGCUGGAAACAGAUAUGCUUAUUAAAAUCUGAGGGAGGCUUGGGUUUAAGGAGCUUGACAGAUUGGAGCAAAGCAUGUUGCUUACUGCUGAUUAAGAAGAUUUUGGCGGGGGCUCACCUUAGCUGGAUCUUAGCUAAAAUGUUUAAGCUGAGGAGUGAAGCUAGCAGUCUGUUCUGUUCUAUUAGUAGCUGGUCUCAAGUUAAUGCUCGGUGGAUUUGGGAUAAUAUUCGCUGUAGAGGUGAGAAGAUCUGGUUUUGAGUCUCGUGAUCACAUUUUUUCUGAUUGUGCCUAUGCUGUGGGAGUUUGGCAUGCCAUCUUGCAUGCUUGUGCACUUAAUCUGGGGCCUUUAUGCUGGAAUGACCUUGUCUGCUGGUUGCUGCUGAACCUUAAAGGGAAGUCUCUAUUGGUUCAUAUCCUUAAGCUGGCCUGGUCUGGGUUCAUUUAUUUCAUCUGGGAGGAGCGUAACCACGGGCUAUU